AUGAAUUCCACGGCCAUGGUUCGCAAUGCCAACAAGGAAAACCUCUUCUCCAAUGCCACCAUGUCGCAAGUAGAGAAUGCUGGUGUUCUUCUUGGUCUUAGAAACUCUGCUCCUCCUGAAGAAGAAGAGGCUCAAGACAGGUCCAAACGUCGUCGUAUGGAAGCUCAAAAGAAGAAGGAUGCCCGACACGAAGAGAAUCAGCGACACAUCAACUUUUCCACCUUUGAUGAUCGCUUUUACCGACAAGACCGUCACUUUGGACAAAUGCCAGAACCACCAGAGGCUUUUGUCAUUCCUGGGGAAGUGCAACCACCAUCCGCAGUAACGCCAAGGGUGAAUCCGUACAAGAGUGACCAGCAAAAGAAGGCUGCUCCAAAGAAAGUUUCCGCUCCAUCUCUUUCUCGCCCUCUUCCCCGUAUAACUCACAACCCUUCUCGACUUCCAGGGCGAGAAGCUCCACCCAAUUCUGUUGCUGCAAAUGUUCUUGCCCUCAUCGAAGAGAAAGGAUAUGAUGGAAUGGAUCCUUCUCUGGUUGAGACUGUGAACAACACCACACGUGGAAAGAACACUGCGAAAGUUGAAAAGCGGAAGGCUUCAGAGGAGGCACGCUUUUUCGACACUCUUCGACAGUUUGGUGGGAGUUUUGCGGAACCACUUCUUCAAGUUAAAACGGGCGCCAAAGGUACCGUCGGCGAGCCCAUGCAACCGGUCAGUUUGGAAAAGUACUUGCAGAACACGUACAAUGUGUUUCACUCGAAAGGGAUCAUGUUUGAAUUCAACAAUCACUUCAACGGACCUGGAGAACUUCGCGGGGUAGUUUCCACCAUUUGGAAUAAGCAACACAAGAAAGAUCCGUCCUUUGGGGCCCAACCCAAUCGACGACGCAUCAAAGAAGACUUCAUGGGGCUUAUGUGUGAUGCAAUUGCGAAUGGAGUUCUCAAGAUCACCGAUUCAUGGGAUGUCUUGCGUGUCGCCAUGGCCACCAAUGCGUAUGGUAGUGGAUUCCGUGGCAAAAUGGAUCAUUACAAUGCCCUUCUUUCCCAUUGUCGCAGCGGAAUAUUCUCGAAAGAAGAAGCCGGUGGUUCGGAUCUUGUUGGUACUCCUUGGCGCGGCAUGUUCGUAUCUUGA
Molecule: messenger RNA, 1128 nt
Organism: Seminavis robusta
Lineage: Eukaryota; Bacillariophyta; Bacillariophyceae; Naviculales; Naviculaceae
Source: the annotation of a GenBank genome assembly